CACUAUGACAAUGAGGUGCUUGAGGUGGUAAUUUUCAACUUCCUACAAUCUGGUAAUUUUAGAGCUGCGACGAGUAUGAUUCAUAUGAUCUUCGACUCUGAUCGCAAAUUCAAAUUAUCUAACGAACUUUGGGCUGCUUAUAUCCAACAAAUGUGCCGAUCAGGGAAUCAUCAUGGAGCAGUUCUAAUUUAUCAUCACUUUAUUGAUCAUUACAGUAGCUAUUCCCACGAGAAUAUUAGUGCCUACAACAAUGAGAGCAUUGAAUUUCCUUUCUUAUUGACACCGUCCAUUCUCGAACAACUCGCUGCAAUAUUUCAACAUUCCAAAGAUCAUGCUAGAAUAAGGGGCCUACUUAAAUAUUUCAAGAGGUUCUAUUCUUACAUAAGUCACAGGAAAACAUAUAAAUCGCUAAAAAUUUCCUUGGUCGAAGCAUAUAGCAUCUCAGAUGAUUUACCUAACGCAUUAUUAGCAUUCAAAGACCUCUCUUACUCCCUCAGAGGUCAUUUCAAUCACAAAAACUGGGCGAAGCUCAACCAACUCCAGAAAAUGUCUGUUUUUACGAAUCACGUCUGGAGAAGAAAUAACAUCAAAACAAAUUCAAACCGGUACUCCGAUGAAAUUCCUGUUGAUAUUAAGUCGUCACUAGAUUUGCAACAAGAUUCAACUGCUAGGAAAUUGGGUGUUGAGCUAUUCAACCCAAUAAUAGACAGAAAUAUUUACACCUCGCCUAAUUCAACCGCUAUGCCGAUUUUGAAUGGAAGUUUGUACACUUCAGAUCUUCCAUACUUUGAGAAAAUAAUUAAUGAAAGUCUUGAUAACAUCACCUCGAAAGACCACGGAAUCUUGACCAUAAUACCAACCAUUCUUUCCACUCAUUUCAUUCUCCAUAUAUUCAUCAUCAAAGGUUUGAGUAAAAAUUAUCGGUUCAAGGAAGCGCUUCUGAUCUUACAAAAAAUGCCCCAAAUUUUCCCAUACAUUAACUCUAGAACUCUUUUACGUGAAGAGAAUUAUAUCAACAUCUUGCAUUACAUCAGAGAA
Molecule: messenger RNA, 1038 nt
Organism: Suhomyces tanzawaensis NRRL Y-17324
Lineage: Eukaryota; Fungi; Ascomycota; Pichiomycetes; Serinales; Debaryomycetaceae
Exons: 1
Source: RefSeq, a predicted model, not a curated record